This is a messenger RNA of Microplitis mediator, 1833 nucleotides long. It is a transcript of the gene fbl, whose product is annotated as pantothenate kinase 3. Bases 230 to 1444 code for a protein of 404 amino acids. Lineage: Eukaryota; Metazoa; Arthropoda; Insecta; Hymenoptera; Braconidae. The record is from RefSeq and is a predicted model, not a curated record. Gene Ontology annotation, cellular component: nucleus; cytosol. The transcript is spliced from 8 exons. Gene Ontology annotation, molecular function: ATP binding; pantothenate kinase activity. Gene Ontology annotation, biological process: coenzyme A biosynthetic process.
CUGACAAGUGAGAAAAUUUUUUUUCGAGGUUAAUUUUUUUUUUUUAAAUAAAUAAAUAAAUAAAUAUAUAAAUAAAUAUUAAUUGUAAUGAUAAUUAAGUGUGCAAGUGAUAAUUAUUUAAAUUAAUUAUUUUUUUUUAAUUAUUUGAAAUUUUUUUACUCAUGUGUGCUCAAGAACUUCAACAUGACAGAAAAUUACGGAGUAAAUAAACGUGACCAUAAAUUAAAUAAUGAGUCCGAAUAAAUAUAAAAAUAAUUCAAAUUCAACAAUGGCAUCGAACGGAUACUCAACAGCUUCAUCUAAGCAGACCAAAUGCUUGGAGCCACCACCUUGUGAGUCUGUGAAUUCGAUGCCGUGGUUUGGAAUGGACAUUGGCGGGACGUUGUGCAAACUAGUAUAUUUUGAACCAAAAGAUAUAACGAGAGAUGAAGCUGACGCUGAAGUUGAAACGUUAAAAAAUAUAAGAAGAUAUUUGACUAAAAAUUCAGCGUAUGGUAAAACUGGACAUCGAGAUACUCAUCUACAGAUGGAUAAUGUUGAGAUACGGGGUAGAAAAGGUACAUUGCACUUCAUAAGAUUCCCAACAAGUGAAAUGGGUAAUUUUUUGGCACUGGCCAAGUCCAAGGGUAUGGCCAAUUUAGUGACAACCGUCUGCGCAACAGGUGGAGGCGCAUUUAAGUUUGAAGAUAAUUUCAAACGAGAAGUUAACAUGAGUCUCGCUAAAUUCGACGAGUUACACAGUUUAAUACAUGGAAUGCUUUAUAUUGAGACGACGAAUCCUCAUGAGUGCUACUAUUGGUCUCAUCCUACUGACGAUACUCUCUGUCAUAAAGUACCGUUUGAUUUUUCUGAGCCUUAUCCAUUUUUACUCGUCAAUAUUGGAUCAGGUGUGAGUAUACUUGCAGUGUAUGGACCAGAUAAUUUUAAAAGAAUAUCCGGCACAAGUUUAGGCGGAGGGACAUUUUUAGGAUUGUGCUGUUUAUUAACCGGCUGCAAUACAUUUGAAGAAGCCAUCGAAUUAGCGACCGGAGGUGACAAUACGCGGGUUGAUAAAUUAGUAAAAGAUAUUUAUGGUGGUGAUUAUGGUCCAUUUUGUCUUCCUGGUGAUCUCGUUGCCAGCAGUUGUCUACAAUUGUGCAGUUUUGGCCAAAUGAAUUCAAAAGAUCGGAGACAAGCUGUCAACAAAGAAGAUUUAGCACGUGCGACACUCGUUACUAUCACUAAUAAUAUUGGAUCUAUUGCGAGGAUGUGUGCAGUCAAUGAGAAAAUUGAACGGGUAGUAUUUGUUGGUAAUUUUUUACGCGUGAAUCCAAUUUCAAUGAAAUUAUUGGCCUAUGCUAUGGAUUACUGGUCUAAAGGAACAUUGAAGGCUCUGUUUUUAGAGCAUGAGGGAUAUUUUGGUGCAGUUGGAUGUCUCCUGCAAUUCAAUGGAGAAACGAUUUAGAUAAAUUAGUUCAUUUAUAGGCAUCAAUUUUUAUUAAUUAGCAUUCCAAUUAAAUUAUUUACUUAUUUUAUUAUUAUUAUUAUUAUUAUUAUUAUUAUAUUAUUUAAUGGAAUUUCUCAUUCCGUAUAUUAGUUAUUUAUUAAUUAUUAUAAAAAUUUUAAUUAAUUGUAUAUUAGAGUAAUUGAGGUCCCCAGUGACUUUUAUAAUUCAAUUUAUUUAUUUUUUAAUCGAGGCCACAAUUUAUUCUGCCAGAAAUAAUUCACAGAAAAAAUUAUAUAUAUACGUAUAUAUGUAGAUAUAUAUAUGUAUAUAUAUUUAUAUAUAUAUAUAUUUGAAUAGAGAAUUCAAUUCCCUUUAAAAUGAGUACCCACAAGCUAUACUUAUUUUUC